AUGGACUCCACAGUGACUUUCCUGAUCUCCAUUGGACUAUGCCUGCGCUGGAAGACUAUGGCAGAGAUGGAUGCCCUUUUCAGGCCGGCCCUUUGGGCUGACCCAAGUCCUGUGGUACCUGAAGGAGCGAAUGUGACCCUCAGGUGCCAGGGCCGACUGGGGAGUGACAGAUUCCAGCUCUGGAUGGAUGGAGAGCUCAGAGAGGAGAGAAAUGACUCGUGGUCACAGGCAGACUUUGUGCUCAGGGAAGUGAAUUACCUCAAUGAUGCAAAAAGCUACAGGUGCCGCUCUGGGCAGGGAUCCUUGUGGUCAGAGCUCAGUGACCCCCUGAUCCUUGUGGUGACAGGCUUCCCCAAUCCCAGCAUUUCAUCUUCACAUGGCUUCCCAGUAUCUCCAGCAACAACAGUGACCAUCUGGUGCAAAAUGUCAUCACUAUCAUCCUCUCAAGACUACAUUUUUGCCCUCCUGGAGGCAAAGAGCCUGGAGCCCUUGCAGCUGCAAAGUCCUACAGAGAGCCAAGCUGCUUUCUCACUUCCAUCUGUGAAGGCUGAGGACACUGGAAGCUACAGUUGUAUUUACUACAGGAAGACACCCCCCUACAGAGGGUCGAAGCCCAGCCUGGCUCUGGAGCUGACUGUAUCUGGUGACUAGCGAUGGACACAUCCUAAGUGUCCAAUUCCAUCCGCAACAUAGGGGGGCCCAUAGAGCAUAUAACACAGAUUGUUGAGGGAAGAUUUGGGGGAGGGGAGACUCUGGUCCUCUAUCUUGUUUGAUAUGGACUCAGCUUUGGGCCUCAAGAUAAUGUGGUUGGUCCCAGCUAAGAAAGUGGGAAAAGAGGCUAAAUUUCUGCUAUACCUUCCAUUGGGCAAUAAAAAGAGGGUGCCUAGAAAUGACAUAGGACCUUGACAACUAUCACCCCUUUCUCCUCAGGACCACUCCCCAAGCCUACUCUCUGGGCCAAAGCUGACCUUGUGGUGGCCCCAG
Antechinus flavipes (yellow-footed antechinus) is the source of this 984-nucleotide messenger RNA. Its product is annotated as T-cell-interacting, activating receptor on myeloid cells protein 1-like. Bases 1 to 651 code for a protein of 216 amino acids. The transcript is spliced from 4 exons. Gene Ontology annotation, cellular component: plasma membrane. The record is from RefSeq and is a predicted model, not a curated record. Lineage: Eukaryota; Metazoa; Chordata; Mammalia; Dasyuromorphia; Dasyuridae.